CGCGGCCGCUCAGUGUAAACAAAACCUUGGUUGGGGAAGCACGGUUCUCUCGGGAUCUCGCCUAAUUCUGUACAAAUUCUGUCUGUGAUAUUUUCAAACGGCUUAAUCGCUUAAGCCUAGGAUCUCUCCCAUGAAGCAACAUAUCUGAAGCCUCUCGCUCGUACCAUGAGAGAGGCCACACGCCGCGCAGGCCGGAAUUCGAGCUAGUUUGGGCCCAAGAUCUCCCUUCGGGUGUCGCUCUCUAUGCCGUCGUGCGAGGCCUCCGUCGCCGCCGCCGCCGCCCCCGUCUCUCCUCUUUGCUAAGCAUGCCACAACAACACGGCACGAUGGAGUAAACGCAACUUCGUAACUUGGCAGGUGGUGCAGCUGUGUGGUGUGGGUUGUGUGUAGAGUGAGCUGGUAAUUAGAAGAGAAGAUGGCGUGUGCACAGUCUCCUGCCACAGGCGCAGCAGAGAAGGGCCAAGACCUGCUAACGCCGUUGCUUGAGGCACUGACACUCGAGCCUAAGUACCAGCCCGCCUUGGCACUCCCGCACACUGCUAAGCAGGAUGGUGGGGAGAUCAGCAUGAGGAUGCGCAAUGGUUCGGCCCAUGUGCUGCGUUGCUUGAAGGUGUGGUAUGACCUUCCACCCGAUACCUUUUUCAACGCAGUCAACAUCAUGGAUCGUUUCCUCACACGCAUGAAGGCUCAGCCAAAGCAUUUGUCUUGCAUUGCUGUGAGUGCAUUCCAUCUUUCAUGCCAGUUCACCCCUGGUUACAGCCAUCUGAGGGAUGUGCCCCAGGUGGUGCCAGACACCAGAGACCUCACCACCAUCUCUCAGUGCAAAUGCUCGUCAGGUGAUGUGACCCGCAUGGAGCGCAUCAUCAUGGACAAGCUGGCCACAGACCUGCGCUGCCAGCCACCCGUUACGCCCCUUACGCUGCUCCGUCUCCUGCAUGCCGCUCAUUCCCAUCUGGCUGCCCCCCACCUUGCCCAGUCCUCACACCCUACAUCCCUCACCACCCUUGUGCACAAGCUGGAGAUCGUGGAGUGCGACGCAGCAGCUGCCACAUUCAGACCGUCAGAGCUGGCCCUGGCUCUUCUGGCACUGGAACUGAGGCACGAUGCAGCCAAUGAGCAACUUCACAAUGCUUGUAUAGAUCAUCUGCAAAACAUAUGCAAGGUGGCUGACGACAGCUUCAGUAAGUGCCAGAAGGUAGUAGCUGAACUGAUGGAUCAGUAUGAAAACCAGAGACACUCCCCCCACCGACAGCGUCUCGUAUGGAAGCUCUCCAACAGAACUCUUCGACAGCUGAGACCCACCGACAAGUUCACCACUCGGCUGCCCACCAUUGUUGAAAUGCAGGGUCCCU
Penaeus vannamei (Pacific white shrimp) is the source of this 1352-nucleotide messenger RNA. NCBI's taxonomy places the organism in Eukaryota, Metazoa, Arthropoda, Malacostraca, Decapoda, Penaeidae. The record is from RefSeq and is a predicted model, not a curated record.